Syngnathoides biaculeatus (alligator pipefish) is the source of this 941-nucleotide messenger RNA. RefSeq names its product MID1 interacting protein 1, like (gene mid1ip1l). The transcript has 2 exons. Gene Ontology annotation, biological process: regulation of lipid biosynthetic process. The record is from RefSeq and is a predicted model, not a curated record. NCBI's taxonomy places the organism in Eukaryota, Metazoa, Chordata, Actinopteri, Syngnathiformes, Syngnathidae. Gene Ontology annotation, cellular component: cytosol. The coding region runs from base 204 to 713 and encodes 169 amino acids.
GAGGAAAUUCGUGCUUUUCCUUCGCGGCGGGUGCUUCCCGGAGCCCCCCCCAAAACACACAUCCACACCCUCCCCCCCGUCCCAAAAAAUAAAUAAAAAUAAAAGACUUGGUUAUUAUACCGGCGGCCUCCAAGCAAGCAUUUCACCUCAAACUUCAGCCUUAACCCGUAACCAAGAAGCCUUUCGGGACUCCUCCAGCCGUCAUGAUGCAGAUCAGCAGCGACGCCGGCGGCAACAAGCACUCCCUCAUCAACGUCAUGCACCGCUUCAUGGCGGCGGCCAACAACAUGGACGAGACCAUCAUGGUGCCGAGCCUGCUGCGGGACAUGCCGCUGGAGGAGCAGGCGGCCGGGCGGAUCGAACCCAAUAACAACAACAACAACAACCACCUCCACGAGGACGCCAGCAAGCAGCAGCGGGACAUGUACGAGCACUACCUGCUCCUCAAGUCCAUCAAGAACGACAUGGAGUGGGGCCUCCUCAAGCGGGAGCUGAGCACCGGCGCCAGCUUCCUGGAGAUGGCCGUCAAGCAGCAGGAGGAGCACAAGGCCGCGAGCGGGGCGCCGGACCCGGACGACAACGCCGACCUGGAGCGCCAGUUCCACUUCCACCUGCGCGGACUCUUUGGGGUUCUGUCCAAGCUCACCCUGCAGGCGGACCACCUCACCAACCGGUACAAGCGGGAGAUCGGAGGCGGAAACUUCAUCAGAUAGAAGCCCCGCAGCCCCUUUCUUCGUUGGUUCGUUCGUGCGUCGUCUUUGCGCUUAUUUCCUCCCCCGACCCGGUGGGCUCGGCGUCCCUUGGGGAAGUCCUCUUCGGAACCGGUGACGCCUGUCGCACGUCGUUUUGUGUGCUUGGUGGAGGUUGAAGCCCGGCGACUCCUUUUUGUUUUUGUGCCCACUUUUGCGCGAAUAAAAGAUUCUGACUGUGUAGGAGUAAAA